Tigriopus californicus is the source of this 1851-nucleotide messenger RNA. RefSeq lists its product as uncharacterized. NCBI's taxonomy places the organism in Eukaryota, Metazoa, Arthropoda, Copepoda, Harpacticoida, Harpacticidae. The record is from RefSeq and is a predicted model, not a curated record.
CAAUCGUCUGUCGUCCUCGAGUUCAAUUUCGAGGCUGCCCAAACUCAUUUCGGGUGCUCUCUGCCUUUGUUGGGUGUAACAUUCAGCGUCCGAGAGUAUGUUUAGAAGGAGGGAGAGUAGUAGCAGAAAUGAAAGGACCAGACCAAGGCUGAAAACAAGAGAUAGCCAAAGGAAAGUGCAAUCAACGUGCCUUCGACGUAAACCAGGAAACAAAACCCAUGAGCUAUUUUCAAUGAACGGGCAAUGUUGACGUCUGGGCCUGAUUAGCCUUGGAUUUAGCUGCCCGACUCGAGGCCAUCUCCUCCCUCCCGCAAAUAUCACAUCACUGUCCGCAAUUAUCGGUGCUAUCUAAGUCGUCAAACCCACAGUGUGUAAAUAGGCAUCGGUAUUGAUAAGAAGCUAGCCGUUUUACGAGCUUCUACGAGUUCAGUUUCUCUCGAUCAAGAGUGUUCAGUGUCGUCUGUCAAAAGGGACUCGUGAAUCGUGCGUUCGUGAUAGCUUCUCUGGCCUUUUUGGUGACCGAAAACCAGUGUCGUUGAGCCAAUGUAAGAAUGUCUAGGAGAUAAGCGGGGAAAAUCGGACGCUUAUUUGACGAAGGUUUUUUUGGUGAAUGAUGACAAAAGGGAUUUACGGAUUCCAGUCACGUGUGCCACAACUACUAUUGCAAAGAAUUUUCCUUGGAAGUGGUGUCUUGCUUCUUGUUAUUUGACAGACGCGAUGAAUCGCGGACACAACGUCAUACCGGAUAAGAUACCACUGCUUGGUUGAGUUCACUCACUUCUUCACUCUACAUCAUAGCCAUGGGAUGUGGCUUCAGUAGUGCCUUAAAAUCUGCGCACAAAAAACGAACCGAAGAGACCUCCAAAACAGGCACAAAUGAUCAACCCGUCAGUGAGACCACCAAGUUCCCAGACCGCCGAGAGUCUCUAGCUGAAACGGGAGAAGGGAACGGCGAGCUCAAAACUGCCUUCAAGACGUUUCAUAAUCGAAUAGCAGAAGGAGGAUGCGUUCAGUCCCUUGGAGAGGCCUCCUCCAGUCAGGUCAACUUCUUCAAGAUGUUGGAUGACAAGAUCGAAAAUGGAAUUGAAUUUGAUCCAAUUGCUGAUGAAGAGGAAUCUCGGAGGGAGUUUCUCCAGAGCGUCGAGGAGUGGGAUCAAAUUAUUGGCAAAAAUAUGGAUGCAUCCAUGCGCACCAACUCCUCGCUGGUCCCUUCAUCAAGUUUGGACGAAAAUGGACAAGACUCUGAUGGAACCUUCAUCCAAAUGUCUGUGAACGAGUCAAUGAAUUCCAACCCCACUGUGAUACAACAACAAUCUUCAUCAUCUCCUUUGGAAAAUGCCACCAAACGCGUCUCAAGCGUCGAUUCAAUGCGUACCAUGUUUAGCAAUAGUGCCGGAUCGUCAUCGUCAUCGUCAGUACCAUGUGAUCCCGUGCUAAGUCUGGGAAACUCGUCUUCUUCCAACAAUCGAACUAUUGGUGGAAAAGACGAGCGUUCCAACCGACCCAAAUCUGACCACGGGCGAUCACCCAGCUCUGCCAAAAGCCUCCACUCCUCUGAUGAUCUAAGUCAUUCAAAUCGGUCCAUUUGUCUUAAUAACGUGCUGCAAGAGUCAUGAUUGCCAUUGUUUCUCCACUCGUUCGCUAAUUUUCUCCAUACCAUAAAUUCCCUCUGUCUUCUAAUUACAUUUCGUUUUCGUCGCAUCAAUGCCAGGCCUAUUGUAGGCUAUCUAUUACAUACAUUCAUGCAUACACAUGACUCUAUAUACAAACAUGCAUCUAGAAGGUACUAUUCCAAGAUUACAACACAUCUGCUUUGUGAUAUGAAUAAUACAGAUCGCUACUUUUCCGUCA